AUGUCGAAAAAGCCUUCUAAAGAACUCGAACUGAAUCUGUUGAAGCCCACUGAAUUGAAUGAGGAACAGAAAAGUGUAGCAUGGAUGCUUAUUGACGAAUACGAGGAACUGUUUUCCUGUACAUCUGGUGACCUCGGGAGGACGAAAUUGGCUGAACAUCGAAUUGAAACUGGGAAUAACUCUCCUAUUAAACAGAAUCCCCGAAGACUACCAAUUGCUAAGACAACAGAAGUUAAAGAUCUACUAAGGGACAUGCAGGAACGAGAUGUCAUCGAGCCUUCGUCGAGUACCUGGGCUUCUCCCAUCGUGUUAACCCGAAAGAAAGAUGGAUCUACGAGAUUUUGUGUAGACUAUCGACGGCUCAAUGAUGUCACAAAAAGGACAGUUAUCCACUUCCACGAAUCGAUGACACGUUAG
This is a messenger RNA of Argiope bruennichi, 417 nucleotides long. RefSeq lists its product as uncharacterized. Lineage: Eukaryota; Metazoa; Arthropoda; Arachnida; Araneae; Araneidae. The record is from RefSeq and is a predicted model, not a curated record. Bases 1 to 417 code for a protein of 138 amino acids. The transcript has a single exon.